AUGCACAUGGUCCCGAAGAAGGUCGUGGGGGACUGGCGUCCUUGCGGCGACUACCGAUCCUUGAAUGCGGUAACCACGCCUGAUCGCUAUCCGAUCCCACACAUAGUGGAUCUCACCGCCAGUCUGGCAGGUAAAAGUAUCUUCAGCAAAAUCGACUUGGUACGCGCAUACAACCAAAUUCCGGUAGCCGAAGCGGACAUCGCUAAAACUGCCGUGACGACUCCAUUUGGUUUGUUCGAGUAUCUGCGCAUGCCAUUUGGCCUAAAGAACGCCGCACAAACUUUUCUGCGUUUCAUCGACCAAGUUUGUCGCGGCUUAGACUUCGCUUACGCGUAUUUUGAUGACAUUUUAAUCGCAAGCUCUUCACGAGAAGAGCACAUACUUUACGUACGAACACUUUUUGAUCGUUUAUCUCAACACGGGGUGACGAUCAACGCAGAAAAGUGUUCGUUUGGUGUCGAUUCAGUAAACUUUCUUGGCCAUCGUAUCUCCUCUGCAGGCGUCGUGCCACCGCAGGAUAAAAUUCAAGCCAUCAUCGACUACCCCGAGCCUCAUUCUUUCAAACAGCUCAGGCGUUUUGAUGGGCUUGUCAACUUUUACCGACGGUUCAUACCCAACUGCGCCUCGCUGAUGCAACCGCUCACGGACUUUCUCCGAGGGAAACUCAAGAAAUUCGAAUUUCCUGCCUCAGCACGCGCUGCUUUUAAGUCGCUGAAAGAGGCUAUCGCCAACAUAGCUUCUAUAGCGCAUCACGAUCCGGCCGCCUCACUGUCCCUCAGUACUGACGCCUCGGACGUGGCAGUCGGCGCUGUUUUGCAGCAACGCGUAGCCGACACGUGGCAGCCCUUAGCGUUUUUCUCCAAACGCCUACGACCUACCGAAUCUCGCUACAGCACGUUCGGUAGAGAACUACUAGCAGUGUAGCUAGCGAUACGUCACUUUCGACACGUCUUAGAAGGCCGCUCCUUUGCCGUCUUCACCGACCACAAACCCCUGA
Molecule: messenger RNA, 997 nt
Organism: Dicrocoelium dendriticum
Lineage: Eukaryota; Metazoa; Platyhelminthes; Trematoda; Plagiorchiida; Dicrocoeliidae
Source: the annotation of a GenBank genome assembly